Molecule: messenger RNA, 795 nt
Organism: Elaeis guineensis (African oil palm)
Lineage: Eukaryota; Viridiplantae; Streptophyta; Magnoliopsida; Arecales; Arecaceae
Product: 21 kDa protein
Biological process (GO): negative regulation of catalytic activity
Molecular function (GO): enzyme inhibitor activity
Source: RefSeq, a predicted model, not a curated record
CUCGCCGAGAACCGAAAAUGGCCUUAAAAAAGCUCGCAUUUUUCCUCCUCUCCGCCGUCGUCUUCUCCACCGCCGUUGCGGCCACGCGGCCGGGCUCCGGCGGGAACUCAACCGAGUUCAUCCGCACGUGCUGCGGGGCGACGCGGUACCCGCGGCUCUGCUUCAACUCCAUGGCCGGCUACGCGAACGCGGUCCAGGAGGACCCCGUCCAGGUGGCCCAGCUGGCCACCAACCUCACCCUCGCCCGCAUCGGCAGCCUCGCUGGCCGGGUGAAGCAGCUCCGGCGCGGGGCGUCCGGCCGGGUGGCGGCGGCGCUGGUGGACUGCACGGAGGCGCUGGGGGACGCGGCGGACGAGGCACGGAGGACGGCGGCGGAGCUGACGGGGCUGGAGGCGGCGACGGGGCCGGAGGUGGCGUGGCGGGUUUCCAACGCCCAGACAUGGAUGAGCGCGGCGCUGACGAACGAGGACACCUGCACCGACGGCUUCGACGGCGUCAGCUCCGGCCCAGUGAAGGCCGAGGUCUGCCGCCGGAUUCGCCGGGUCAUGCAGUUCACCAGCAACGCCCUCGCCCUUGUUAAUAACCUCGUUAACAGCCGCUAAUGCUAAUACCUCUCUCUCUCUCUCUGUGUUGUUGAAUUAGAUAUGGGUGGAUCUUACACCUAACUAAGUUUGUUAUUUUAGUUGGUUAAAGAGCAAAGGUUUGGUCUGUUUUAGUUACAGUACAGUUAAUUGCAUAUAAUGAUAUUUAUGUGUAUGGUUGUUGAAAGGGGAUAAAAUAGUAGUUGUUUGUAGU